Ananas comosus (pineapple) is the source of this 1783-nucleotide messenger RNA. Its product is annotated as OTU domain-containing protein 5-A-like. The coding region runs from base 594 to 1577 and encodes 327 amino acids. The transcript is spliced from 12 exons. Gene Ontology annotation, molecular function: cysteine-type deubiquitinase activity. Gene Ontology annotation, biological process: protein deubiquitination. NCBI's taxonomy places the organism in Eukaryota, Viridiplantae, Streptophyta, Magnoliopsida, Poales, Bromeliaceae. The record is from RefSeq and is a predicted model, not a curated record.
CUCGCAACGUGCCACGUGGACAACAAAUUUGACCGGUACUCCACGUGGCGACCUUCUAUUGGUUGCAGACAAUAUGGACGAUUUCUCAAUCGGCGCCUCACGAGUCACGAACCCUUUUAAUUUUAUAUUUUAUUUUAUUUUAUUUAUUUAUUUAUUAUUUAUACUUUUCCUCGCGCUUCCCCCUCCCUUUCCCUCUCCCUUGGUUUCUACAGUUUUUUUUAAAUUUUUCUUUUUUUAUUUAUAUAUAUAUAUAAGACAAAGAUAUAUUCCUCUACAUUUAGGUGUUUGUUGCUUAGAUACCAAAUUUACGGCGCAUUCCAUUAAAAUAUUUAAGCACCAGGUGUCGGUUCUUGGAAAACCUUCGCUCACCGAAUUUGCUUACAUCCGAAAAUCGCAUUCGAAACUUUAAGACUUGUUCCGAUAGUUCGAAACAUGUUUCAUGAAUCGCGAAGCACAUUACUUUAAAAUCUCGUUCAUGGUGAUCUUCGGAAAUUAGAUGAUACGCUGAUCCAAAACAUCGUUUUAACAAAGUUUUAGGCCUCAAUAUUGUAAACAAGAUUCUGGAACGAGGUUCGAAAGUUAAGUCGACUAUAAUGUGUGAGCAAGAUCCUGAUGUUAGCCGGUGGGGUCUUCAUCUCCUCCAAGGUGACCUGUGCACCGGCGCUGAUCAAAACGGUGCUGGUAACUACGACGAAGAUCCAACCAAUGCGAAGUUUAGAGAAAAUGAUAGUACGGUUGAAAACGAUGAGAUUCUUGCGCAUGCUCUCCAGGAAGAAUUCUCGCGCGUCGCUAGUGCUGAAGCGUCUGGGCCUUCGUGCGGGGAUGAGCAGCAGUUGCAUGCCUCUGUUGUUGCCCAAGAUUGGCACGGCCAAUCGACUACUAAUUUAGCUUUGGGGAACAUGCGUGUUGGGGAAGAGAGGGAGGACCAGGAACUCCCGAGCUCGUGUUCGAGCCCUGAAGAAAAGUUCGUUGAAGGAGAUAUGUGUUUAAUAGAGAUUACGGAUUCUGCUUUAGAUAGUGAAGUAGGCAAGAGAUUGAACCAGAUGGUUCCUGUUCCUCAUGUUCCUAGAAUAAAUGGAGAAAUUCCUUCUGUCGAUGAAGCCAUUUCAGAUCACCAAAGGCUUCUUGAUAGGCUGCAGCUAUAUGAUUUGGUUGAACUGAAAGUUAGAGGAGACGGUAAUUGCCAGUUCCGAGCACUCUCUGAUCAACUUUACCGUACCCCUGAGUACCAUAAGUUUGUGAGACGACAAGUUGUCAAACAGCUUAAAUCAUGCCGCAAAUUCUACGAGGGAUAUGUUCCUAUGUCCUAUGAUGACUACCUGAAAAAGAUGUCCAAGAGUGGGGAAUGGGGUGACCAUGUCACUUUGCAGGCUGCUGCAGACUGGUAUGGUGUCAGAAUAUUGAUCCUAACAUCAUUCAAGGAUACAUGCUACAUUGAGAUACUGCCCAAUGUUCAGAAGUCCGAUCGAGUUAUUUUCUUGAGCUUUUGGGCCGAGGUGCACUACAACUCAAUAUAUCCUGGAGGAGAGAUGCCAACUUCAGUCACUAAGAAGAAAAGGUGGUGGCACUUGUGGUAGGGGUUUUAUUUCGGUGGAUCUGCGCGGUAAUUGAUUCACUAUGUUUCCCCUCAGAAACCGUCGCCGAGUAGAAGGAGACACAUUUAGUUGAUCUGCUGUUCCUAAUUAGAUUCAUUUGUUGUUCUUCAUUCAUUCAUUCAUUGUUACCCCGUUCUGUAAAUAUUAUAAAAUUAAUAUACAAAUUGUUCUGAGUCAAAUAAUAUCAU